UUUCACCAGCGUGAAAAGGUAGUCACAUCGCUUUGCAGGCUCACUCGACACGAGGAAAUUCUUAUUAAUACCAGACUCUACAAGGUCGUCUUCUUCCUCCUUACCUAUUAUUUCACUGCACCUUGUUUUUUUCUUCCCUCCUCGUACCCUUCUCGCAAUGGAGCCACCCGCACCGCGAUCGUUUCUGGAUCUCCCUGAUGCCAUUCGACGUCACAUUUAUUCCGCAGCCGGCCUGUUUGUCGACUCCAAUAUUUUCCUAUAUCACAAACGUACGCUAUGUUUCGAACAUACUGACCGUUUCUGGACGCCUUAUUGUAGCCUUGCAUUCUCCAUCAACCUGCUCCUCACCAGCCGGGCCGUCCACAAGGAGGUAUCGCACAUAUUGUUUUCCACCAAUCGUUUCUUCGUGCAAGACGCGCUUGUCUUACUCCGGUUCCCGGUCUCUGCUCUAUCCUCUAUACCAUCCCUGAGUAUUCACUUGAGUUAUCCGAAAGUCUAUCGGCGAUUGCAAUAUGGACAUCCCUUAUACCCUCGCCUUGAUCAUGACAAGGGAGGUCCCUUCAUAUCUAAAGAUAAUAUCCUGCUUAAGAACUGGGAAAACGCAGCCAAAUAUAUCGCUCCCUAUGUAAAGCCCCAAGCCCUCGAUUUUGGCUUAAUCUGCUACGCAGACUCUCCUGAAACGGCCCGGCUCGCUCUUCAUCCGCUUCGCCACCUCCCUACCCUAGCCAGCUGCCAGAUACGACUCAGCGACGAGCCUCAUAUCCACGAGCUUGGGGAUAUGGCGAAGGAGGCGGUAUUGCGAUCCAUAGGGCCGCCCAAGUUCCCGCAUGAAGGGUUUCCCUUCCAGCGUCUCCCAUCGGAGCUUCGCGAGAUGGUAUUACGGUACACCGACUUAGUCACGCCUUAUAAUACCGUUAAAUGGGUUUGCGGGAAAUACUACAUCAAGUUCCGCAUUUGUGACGCGACAUGCUACACACCAGAUGAGAAAUGUCAUCCCAACGAACAUAAGCACUGCGUUGGCAUCGACCACCGCCAGUGCGUCAAUCCGUGUCAACAUAGGGAGUGUGUCGAUUGUCCCCAUUAUGGUUGCCAGUUCGUAAUGGGCUGCCACGUUCGGAAGGUCCGUAGAAUCGGGGAUUUAUGCCAUUGCCCUACGGGUUCCUUCUGCAGUCGAUCGUACACCGCCUACUCGGUGGAUUGCCGUUGCUGGCGACCCCCCACGCCGUUGUUCCUGGUUAGCAAGGCGUUUUACGCCGAGGCACAGGCGGUCUUCUUCUCCACGAACCAAUUCAUUGUUUACGACAACCACAACCCUAUACGCAAACAUCUAGAAGCUACAUUUCUGGGUAACACGAUCUCCGACACCGCACUACGCAGCCUUCGGUCGCUACAUGUCAUUGUGCUCGCUAACGUGUAUGACAAGUGGAUGGAGGUGCUACGGCGCGUCGAUGGCAAGCUCACCAAUCUGCAGUACCUGUCCAUCCACUUCAACGGCAUCGACCUGCCAGACUGGUGUGGCCAUAAUUUCACCGAGGCAUUACAGGGACAGUCGGGAGAAACAGCAAUCCGCACCGCAAAGCAAUUGACGAGCACGUUAUGGCCGAUGAAAGACAUAGAUUCCCCCAGAAGUGUCAUCAGAUCCUUUUUCGUGGGUAUUUCACUGCUCUCAGGUACAUUUCAAUACUAUAAGCGACGUGAGGGUAUUUAUCUCUUCAGGCCUUGGGAUGACAAAGAACGUAGGUAUCCAAAAGCCAAUUUCGAACGUAAAGUCUGUGGCGACUCUGCAGGAGAUGUGGGGGAUAGCUCGUCUGCGUUGGAGUCAAGAGGCGACGUAUGGGUAGAAGGUGUCUUUGUAUUUAAAGAUCAGCUAAGUAAUCAUCUUGACUGUCUCCUCACUUUCGAGAUAAACACAGCUUUUACCGGAUGAAAAGUUGUUUAAUAAAAAUUAAUAAUAGCAACAAUACAUUGUUGACGAGUCCUUAUUUUACGAGACACGGCUUUUGGCCC
This is a messenger RNA of Daldinia caldariorum, 2007 nucleotides long. RefSeq lists its product as uncharacterized. The record is from RefSeq and is a predicted model, not a curated record. Gene Ontology annotation, biological process: positive regulation of MAPK cascade; negative regulation of appetite; adult feeding behavior. Gene Ontology annotation, molecular function: neuropeptide hormone activity. Lineage: Eukaryota; Fungi; Ascomycota; Sordariomycetes; Xylariales; Hypoxylaceae. The coding region runs from base 158 to 1927 and encodes 589 amino acids. The transcript has a single exon.